AUGUUCACGCACGUGGUGUGGGCUUCACCACCAUCGCAAACCCUGGUGCCACCCAGGCACCGCGCUCCCUUCCGGAGACCUGCAGGAGAUGACCUCCCUGGAACCUCCCUGGUACCCAGGUUCCGGAGUGAGGGCAGCUGGGGACCCAGGGCGUCCUCGGUCCCUCCGCAUCCUCUGCGUGGAUGGGGCUGGGGUGCAUGCCGGCGAGGGAGGCUGUGUUGGAAGUUAGGACCUCUGAGCUCUAUGCUGAAGGCAAAAACUAUCCAUCGCUUCUCCGUGCCCAACGCAGGUCUGUGGCUUCCCUGCACCACCACCUCGGCCCCUAUGUUGUCCCAGUGCGUCCUUUCAGGCACCUCAGAGCCAAGGGUCGCGGCCCCCAAGAAAGAAAGUGAGAUGAGGAGGUCCUCUGGGGACUCUCAUUUGCCAGAGAAAUUUAGAAAUUCGGGCAGACCGGGUCGCCUCUCAUUCUGUACGAAGCUGUGCUAUGGCAUUGGCGGCGUCCCCAACCAGGUGGCCUCCAGCGCCACAGCCUUUUACCUGCAACUCUUCCUGCUUGAUGUGGCACAGAUCCCUGCUGCCCAGGUGUCAUUCGUCCUGUUUGGAGGGAAAGUGUCUGGGGCAGCUGCCGACCCUGUCGCUGGGUUCCUCAUCAACCGAAGCAGGAGGGCAAGGUCAGGACGACUCAUGCCCUGGGUGCUGGGCUGCACGCCCUUCAUCGCCUUGGCCUACUUCUUCCUGUGGUUCCUACCGCCCUUCACCAGCCUGCGGGGCCUCUGGUACGCGACUUUCUACUGCCUGUUCCAGGGCCUGGCCACGUUCUUCCAGGUGCCUUACGCAGCGCUCACCAUGCUCCUGACCGCCAGCCCGCGGGAGCGGGACUCGGCCACCGCCUACCGGAUGACCAUGGAGAUGGCGGGGACGCUGGUGGGAGCCGCGGUCCACGGGCUCAUUGUGUCCGGCGCCCACGGGGCCCACAGGUGCGAGGACGCCGCGCUGCCUGGGCCGGUCGCCGUGUCCCCCGACGCGACUCGCCUCUACUCCAUUGCAGCCGCUGUGGUUGCUGUGACUUACCCCGCGUGUAGCUGUUUGCUCCGCCUGGGGGUGAAGGAGCGACCAGACCCGUCCACCCCAGUCUCAGGCCAGGGCCUGAGCUUCCUGGCUGGGCUGAACCUCACUGCCCGGCACCCACCCUACCUAAAGUUGGUGAUCUCCUUCCUUUUCAUCUCAGCAGCCAUUCAGGUGGAGCAGAGCUACCUGGUCCUGUUCUGUACACAUGCCUCCCGACUACACGAUCAUGUCCAGAGCCUGGUGCUUACCAUCCUGGUCUCUGCUGUGCUGAGCACUCCGCUGUGGGAGUGGGUCCUGCAUCGAUUUGGGAAGAGGACAUCGGCUUUUGGGAUCUUUGUGAUGGUGCCUUUCGUGAUCCUGUUGGCUGUUGUGCCCACGGCACCUGUGGCAUAUGUUGUGGCCUUUGUAUCUGGCAUGAGCAUUGCUGUGUCCUUGCUGCUGCCCUGGUCCAUGCUUCCAGAUGUGGUAGAUGAGUUCCAGCUGCAUCACCAGCACGGCCCAGGCCUGGAGACCAUCUUCUACUCCUCCUAUGUCUUCUUCACCAAGCUUUCAGGAGCAGGAGCCCUGGGCAUCUCCACUCUCAGUCUGGAGUUUGCAGGGUAUGAGGCAGGAGCCUGCAAGCAAGCCGAGCAGGUGGUAGUGACCCUCAAGGUCCUCAUCGGUGCUGUGCCCACCUGCAUGAUCCUCACUGGUCUGUGCAUCCUCAUGGUCAGCCCCACCCCGAAGGUGCCAAGUCAGGACACCUCCCGCCAGCUGAGCCUUCGGAGGAGGACCAGCUACAGCAUGGCUUGACAUUUGGAACUUGUGGGAGCUGGACCCACAGGAGCCAGCAUCUUCUGGGCUCGAAGUCCUUCUUUUCCUCUGCCCUUCAGCACCCCUGCUUCACUGUAUACACAUGGUUUGUCUUUUCCCCUGGGAUGUGGAGUCUUCAGUGACAUUUCCUGAAGGGACUGGCCUGGGCUCUAGAACCCCCACCUGUCAUGUCUUGCCUGUUGACCACAGACCUUCUCAGAUAGGCCUGUGUCCCUGGCUACCCAGCUACUGGGAAACUUUUGACCUGGAAAGCAUCCCAAUACCAACUAUUCCUGAAAAAAGGAAGCCCCUACCAGCCUGGCCUGGAGACUCCCUGUGCGAAUACCUAGCCCAACGAACUGCUCAUCUGACAGGACAGACACAGACCUCCUGUUCCUCCUGGUGCCCCAGCGGGCAUCUGCAACAGAGGCUGACAAAAGUGGGCUGGGUGGGGACAGAUGGACAUGCUGGAGAUGUCCAGUUAGGAGAGACAGACCCGAGAGAGAGUGACUGGGGCCAGCAUCAGAAUGACAAGACUGAGCAGGGCAUGAGAGGCGUCUCUCAAGCAUUCCCCUUGUUCAGAUAAACUAAUGACACUGUUUCUGGAACUGGACACAGACUGGACACUAAAAAUCAAUCGUUUUUAUGAACAGAAGUUAUUUUUAUGCAAAUAUUUUUCUGAAACUUUAUCUUCUAAAGCACAGGAAUCAGUUUUCUAGAACUUAUGUCUUUGGGGAAGAAAGAUCCUGAGGUUUAAUUUUUCAAAAGCAAAUUAAAGGAUUUUUCUUCUAUUGUGUAAAAUGUGACUGUGGCCAGCCUCUCAUUCUACCUCCUGGGAACCCCCGACCUUGAGAAGGGAGGGGGAAGGUGCCUGGUGUCACUGAACCAGGCUAUGUACCCCCAGCCACAUACCCGAUUCUGCAUUUCUUCAGAACAGAAAUGCCAUGUAGGAGGUGGGUUCCUUCUAUUUUGGAAGGGGCACAAAAUGGAAACUCUAUAGUGGACCAGGGCAGUAGGCCAUGUGGCUCAUGUAGGUUGGGGGCUGCAGAGGUGCUGGGGAACCCUUCAGAGUCCUAAUGCCACAGAACCUUCUCCUAGAGAAGCCUGGUCACCUAAAGGGGGAACCAGGAGGUACACACUUGUCCCCUGCAUUUCUCCCCAGACUCAGUUCUGUCCGCUCCAUGGGGUCAGGUCUCUUGAGCCCACUGCCUAAGGCUAUGCCCCCUUCUACUUCUUUAUACCUCUGGCUGCCUCUUAAGUGGGAGACUCACACUAAGGCUGCGAGGGCUCAGAUAUACAAUUAGAUAGGACAUGAUCUUCACAGCUUAAAGCAUCUUGUGUCCUCUACAAACACUGUAGUGGGAGAAGGAAUCUGGCCUCAGAGUGAGUGUGCCCAGUGUGACCUGGUCUAAUGCCUGAAUUCUCUGGCCCUUGUGACACUGACAUGGGUGACUGAGCCUUCAGAUCACUGGGCACCAGAGAAAAGGCUGGAUUCAGCUUCUCUCCAUUGCUCAUCUGAUUCAGGAAGGGGCUGGUGGGAGCUCUGCUCACCCCCUGCUGUGCACAGGUAUACACACACAAGCAAUCUCAACGCUAGAAAAUCACCGCUGUGUGGAGACAGAAGGCAGGGCAGACUUGCUACCAUGUUAUCACAUUAUGCUGCGCUUUGGAAACCUGGGGAGUGCAGGUAGGAUUCUGUUACCUGUAUUCCACAGGAGCACACUCUUCAGGAGCAGAGCUACACUGCACAUAGACAGCUGUGGGGGGCCACCCAUGGGGGUCAGGGGUUGGAUCUGAGGAGGCUGGUGAGGGCUGCCCAAAAGGUAUUACUCCAUUUCUUCCUCAUAGCAGCCCCGUGAAGUUAGUGCUGUUAUUCUAAUUUUCGGAUGAGAAACAGGCUUAGAGAGAUUAAUCAACUUGCUGAAGGUCAUUUGGUUUGGUGGAAGUGUCCUGAACCCAAGUUGGCCUGAAUCCAAGGCUUGUAAAGACAAACAGGGCUUCAGACACUGGCUGGAGGGGUGGCCACUGCUCAGACUUCAGUAUCACCAGGACCACUCCCCCUCUGACACCAAAUGCCAGCAUGCCUGUUUCUGCCUACAUGCCCCGACUCCACCAGAAUUCCCAUUAUUCCUUUGUUCACAUUUGCCCAUGGAGCCUCCCCACAUGUCCAUGUCCUCCUUCUGAAACCCACCCUCACUCAGAGCCUGUCACGUUUCACAGGGAGAGGAUCUCUCCUUGCAACCAAGGCCAACCCCUUCGCUGGCAGAGUAGGCAUCUCCCUGUCCCUCUCCACUUCUUUUCAUCUUCACUUAAGUUCAGAAGAUCAUGACCCUGACUUGCUCAAGACCCUCUCAGUCCUACCGUGAUCCCAUCAACUCAGUCGUUAUGAUGGCCUCAAGGCCUUACGAGGUCAGAUGGCUGCUAAAACGUCACUUCCUCAGAGGCCCGUUCUGCUUCCUUGUUCAUCCACAACCACCUCCCUCCACCCCCAGCACUCAGCUCUACCUGCCUUGCUUGUUGCCCAGUGACACCUACCUCCACGGACAAUUACGUACUUAGCAAUAGCCAACUUCUUUUUUGCUUGACUUCCCCACUGAAAUGUAAACUUCCUGGAGGUGGGGAUUUUAACUUUUACCACUCUGUCCUCUGUGCCCAGAAAUAAAUGUUCAACAUGAAUACGUCUGCUGAGUGAACAAGUGAAUGUUCAUAUCACCCUCAUUCUAAACAGCCUUGUCCUGUUCCUUUAAGCUCUCCUCUCCAAAUAAUCUGCUUUACUCUUCCCCUCCCACCCCCUGCCCACAGUUGUCUCUUUGACCUCACCAGCCUCUGCCUCCCCACUGAGAGGACAGCAUGGCCUGGCAGGGUGAACUCCAGCAUCAGAGAAAGGGAGAUAGCAGUUCGUUUGCUGCUUUCACCUUCCACAUGUGCGAUCAACUUAACAAAUCUGAGCCUCUGCUUCUACUUGGAAAGAACGUGUACACUAUUACCUACCCUCAGGAUGGCUAUGAGGAUUAGGUGAGAAAAUACCAGACCAAGGAAACCCUCGACUGGUAGCCUUUAAUGCUGACCACUCCUCUCCAAAACUAUCCUCCUUGACUUGUAUGUGACCACCCUCCCAGAAAAUCAUGGCCACAUGGAGACAGCACCUGGUAAGUCGCCUUCUCCAUCGUCUCUGACCAUUCCUUUUCUGUCUUUUCCUUUGAUGGUCCAUGGGCAUCUCUGGUUUCCCAGAACAGGGUGAGCUCAUUCAAUAUCACACCUAUACACCACAAUUUCUAUCCCUGAGCCCUCUGCUGACCUUUGCUCUCCAGAGCUGAAGAUCAAAUGCCCAUCUGUGUUCUGCAGACAGUUAGAACAUCAUAUGUCUGAAGGGGAACUCAUCUCCUUCUCCCCUAACUUGUUCUCCUCCAUUUUCAGUAAAUUAUGUCAGCAUCUAUCCAGUCACCAAAACCAAAAACUUAAGAGUCUUCUUAGAUUCUGUUCUCCGUUUACUCGACCACCUCCAUCCCACAUACACUGGGUGUGGACUAAACAAUGGAAAGAAAUGGUUGCAGCUAUGGGUUAUUAUCAAAUUGCUGAAGUUAUUUGAAAUUGGGCAGAAAGUUGUUAACACUAGAUAUUGAUGGGCAUGGCUCUAGUGCACAUGGUGAACUGACUCAGCUGCUUGCUAGAUGUUUGAGAGGUAUAUGUGCACCUGUGUAUUUGUGUUUCCUAUGGGAUUCAGUUCAGCUGAGUAGUUUUCUGCAUCACCCAGUGUUUCUUAAGGACAAAACUGGUACAUAAGCAACAGAAAGUCAUGUCACACUCUAGCUAUUUCUUAAUAUAGCAAUUGUGAUGGAACAAAUUUGUAUUUUCAAAACAGGUAUUUUAACAGAGUAUGAUUGUGUGUGUGUGU
Messenger RNA from Manis pentadactyla (Chinese pangolin), 5755 nucleotides. RefSeq names its product MFSD2 lysolipid transporter B, sphingolipid (gene MFSD2B). The transcript has 14 exons. Gene Ontology annotation, biological process: carbohydrate transport. Gene Ontology annotation, molecular function: sphingolipid intramembrane carrier activity; symporter activity. Lineage: Eukaryota; Metazoa; Chordata; Mammalia; Pholidota; Manidae. The record is from RefSeq and is a predicted model, not a curated record. Bases 1 to 1860 code for a protein of 619 amino acids. Gene Ontology annotation, cellular component: membrane.